This is a messenger RNA of Gasterosteus aculeatus aculeatus (three-spined stickleback), 1703 nucleotides long. RefSeq names its product branched chain keto acid dehydrogenase E1 subunit beta (gene bckdhb). Gene Ontology annotation, cellular component: oxoglutarate dehydrogenase complex. Gene Ontology annotation, biological process: branched-chain amino acid catabolic process; response to nutrient. Lineage: Eukaryota; Metazoa; Chordata; Actinopteri; Perciformes; Gasterosteidae. The record is from RefSeq and is a predicted model, not a curated record.
GCUUUGCCCUUCCUGGAUAACUGUAACAACAGCGAUGGCGGCUGCUGCACGGUUCUUUGUCCGUGGUGCCCGCUCCAAACUUCCCAUCUCUGGAGUUGUCCCCGGCCCUCGGAGCUCCUUUGCUGCCGCUCUGCUCAAGUUGUCCCCGGGCUCCAGCUCCCGGACACAACGGAGACAUGCAGCGCACUUUACCUUCCAGGCUGACCCCGAGCCGACGCAGUACGGCCCCACGACGAAGAUGAACAUGUUCCAGUCGGUUACAAGCGCUUUGGACCACACUCUGGCCAGUGACCCAACAGCAGUCAUCUUUGGGGAAGAUGUUGCCUUCGGGGGAGUGUUCCGAUGCACAGUGGGUCUGAGAGACAAAUACGGUAAGGACCGAGUCUUCAACACGCCCCUCUGUGAGCAGGGGAUUGUGGGAUUCGGCAUUGGUGCGGCUGUUGCUGGUGCCACAGCAAUUGCAGAGAUCCAGUUUGCCGACUACAUCUACCCGGCCUUUGACCAGAUUGUAAACGAGGCAGCCAAGUACCGCUACCGGUCCGGCAACUUGUUUGACUGCGGCAGCCUCACCAUCCGGGCGCCGUGGGGCUGCGUCGGCCACGGGUCGCUUUACCACUCGCAGAGCCCCGAGGCCUUCUUCGCUCACUGCCCCGGCAUCAAGGUGGUAAUACCUCGUAGUCCGGUGCAGGCGAAGGGACUGCUCCUCUCCUGCAUCGCUGACCAGAACCCCUGCAUAUUCUUUGAGCCCAAGAUCCUGUACAGAGCUGCAGUGGAGCAGGUUCCCGUGGAGUCCUACACCAUCCCUCUCUCGCAGGCCGAGGUCCUUCAGGAAGGAAGUGAUGUCACGCUGGUUGCCUGGGGGACACAGAUCCAUGUAUUGAGAGAGGUGGCCAAUAUGGCUCAAGAGAAACUGGGAGUGUCCUGCGAGCUCAUCGAUCUACAGACCAUCCUGCCGUGGGAUGUUGAAACUGUUUGUAAGUCAGUGGUGAAAACCGGACGUCUUGUCAUCAGCCAUGAAGCGCCAAUAACCGGAGGCUUUGCUGCUGAAAUUAGCUCUACAGUUCAGGAGCAGUGCUUCCUUAACCUGGAGGCUCCCAUCAGCAGGGUCUGCGGUUAUGACACGCCCUUCCCUCACAUCUUUGAACCCUUCUACAUCCCAGACAAGUGGAAGUGCUUUGAUGCGAUUAAGAAGAUGAUCAACUACUGAACCCGUCAGGGCUACCUUCUGGUAUUCCUGAACUUCACGUUCUUUCUUCUUCCUCUUCAUUUAUCACAUCAGUGGAGCGCCGCCAGGAAAAGACACUUACCAUCUGAUCGGGAAGCAGCAUCCAGAUGGUCUCCAUGUCCUCCAGUGUCUUCCAGCUAAAAGACUGUUACAGCACCUCUGCAUUUGGGAACUUCAUUCUUUUGCAAGGGAAAAAAUUACAAGAUCCACUCAAUAUCGUGAAAUACUGCUUGGCAUCGUCACAAUGCACAUCAUUUGACUUCCUCUUUAUAAGUGUUGGAUGCUGUGGGGAAUAUUGUCAACGUAUUUGAUUGAACUUCUUGUGUUUGACUUCCUCUCUGUGCUGUUACCUUACAUUGAAUGUGUGUAGCUCUGCUCUAAUCUUUAUUUAGUUGGACCUUUACUGACCUGUAUUGUAUUAAUAUAGUUGAUCUGUGGUUUUUAUGGAAAAUAAAUCAGAUUUGGUGAAAACAUUGUU